Molecule: messenger RNA, 2078 nt
Organism: Cydia strobilella
Lineage: Eukaryota; Metazoa; Arthropoda; Insecta; Lepidoptera; Tortricidae
Exons: 4
Coding region: 15-2012 (665 amino acids)
Source: RefSeq, a predicted model, not a curated record
UGAAAAGAUUCAAAAUGAAGCAGAUUAAAGUUGGAGUGUUAUUUUUACUACCGAGUUGUUCUUUCAUCAUUCUAUUACUAUACUACUGGCACCACUCUUAUUUAGGUUUUCGCCAAUCUCCGUCGAUUACUGCCCAGCCUCUAACCUCUACCCGACAUCACAAAGUUGUUCCCAUGAAACAUAUAAAUCUUGACGAGUUAUAUAAAGACAACAAAGAACCAGAAGACAACUUUUUAAAUGAAUACAGAACCGUGUACUCUAUAAACACGCCAGGGUGCCAAAUUCCAUUCAAUAUGAUAAAUUACAGGAAGCAAAUCGAAUAUGAGAAAAAACAUAAGCAGAAACGAUCUGACUGCGGUAAACGAGCGGUUCACAUAAAGAAAAUUGACGGGGAUCGUGUACGAGCGACGGUCAACCCAUUGGUAAUGAAAAAAUAUCUAAGGAAAAGCGCUCGUUAUGAUUGCUGUUACAGAUUUCUACAGCCCCGCCCUGGUCACGAAAAUACCAAAAUUAAGUAUACGCUAUGUGUGAAAUUUAGCUCCGGUGCCACAAUUGUUCUUCAAACUGAUUUCAUAAACGUGAGAUGUGUUGAAUACGAUGUCAGAAACAAGACACAUCCGGUAUAUGAUGAUGUUUUCGCCUUCGCCAAGAAGAUCAAUACGACACACAACCAGCAACCUUGUAAUAACAGCUACAAUGUACUGAUUUUGGGCAUGGACUCUAUGUCUUUGCCGCGGAUUGUGCAGACGAUGCCAAGAACUACGGAUUACCUUCACAAGAACUUUUGGUUUUGCUUCCGUGGUUAUCAUAAGGUGGGUGAUAAUACGUUUCCCAACGUAAUGGCAACAUUGACUGGCCAGAGCAUGCCAGUCAUAUCCCCAGAAUGUCAAGAUCAUAUGGACCAGUGUAACAAAAUUUUAAUGUGGAGUAAAUUCAAGGAUAUCGGAUACGUCACAGCGUACGGAGAAGACUUCUUGCGUUUACCUGACACUUUCAGUAAGCGCUAUGCGUUUCAUAAACCUCCGACCGACCACUAUAUAAGGCCAUUAUUUAUCAAGGGAGAAAAGGAGUUGAAUAAUAAAUCGCUAGUAUGUACAGGAAAGAUAUCCGCUGGCCAGCAGCUUUUGGAUUACGCUGCUGAUUUUGUGACAACAUAUCGAAAUGAUCGCUUCUUUGGAUUUUUUUGGAUGAACUCAUUCAGCCACAACACGAAUAGUCGUCCUCAGGAUGCAGACAAACUACUGGAGAAUUUCUUUAACAAAAUAACGUAUACUGGUAUUCUUGAAAAUACGUUCGUCAUUUUUUACAGCGACCACGGCAUUAGAUUCGGACCACAUCGAUUUGAAUUAGAAUCGUACUACGAUGAGCGGUUGCCUUCCUUUUUUAUGCGACCGCCGACAAUGUUCAAAUCCCGGCGAUGGAAAGAAUAUCAGGCACUUGCGGAUAAUCAAUUUAAAUUAGUGACUCCCUACGACCUGUUCAACACGUUAAUGAAUAUAAAGGAGUUGUCUGGAUGCAAGAGUAUUUCCGACGUGAGCGUUUCGCGCGGCUGUCCGAAUUGCCACAGUCUGUUCAUGCCAGUUAAAACUUCACGCACAUGCCGCGACGCUGCCAUUCAUGAUAAGUGGUGUAGUUGUCACCAAUUGUAUCCCCUAGAUAAUAACGACGUUCAAGGUAUCAAGAGCGUGCUACUAGCGAUCUCUCAUAUCAAAACUUUAAUUAAAUCUAUAAAAACAAAACAUUGCUGGCAGUGCCUGGACGUGUCGCUUAAAAACGUCAUUAGAAUACAUUUCUAUUACGAUGGUAGUAAAGAUAAUAUCUAUUAUGUGGUUGCAUUCACUACGACGCCAGGUAACAUGUCUUAUGAAGCUGUCGUGAACAAAUCGCAAUUAAUCGGAUCUCUGAGCGUUAUAUCGCCGUACAGAGGUCUAGGAAUCUGCACAACAGACAGUCGAGAACUUGCAAAAGCGCGAUUGUAUUGUAUAUGCCAAAAAAUUAAAAAUUGCACUUAAUAAUUGUGAUAUUUUACUUAUAUUAGAACCUUUUGAUCAAUGAAGUUAUCUGUAUAUACUGCAGGA